AUGAGCCCGUCGGAUGAUCGCCGCUCACCCAUGCCUUUACUGAAAACAUGCCAGACAUGUUUUCAUCUCAAAAUUCGCUGUGAAAAGACGCAGGAUUCUGAUCUAUGCGACCGCUGCCUCAGACUUGGCAAGACGUGUAUUUUCAACCAAGCUCGACGACGCCAAAACGUGAAUCGUCAACGUGAGAAAUUAGGUGCAAAACAUGCCUCGGAUAGAUCGUCCAAAUCACCAGUAAAUCGGCAACAUCAAGCAUGUGAAGGUGAUCAAGAUAUCCUCAACAAAGAUGCUCCACUAGACCCAUUUGAACAGGGUAUCUUGACUUAUGAGCAAGGGCAGCAACUCUUGGGAAUUUUCAGAUGCCGAUUUAUUCCGUACUUUCCUUUUGUUCUCUUCCCUAGUGAUAGUUCUAUCGAAGAACUAAACUCACAGCACCCCUAUGCUUGUCUAGCUAUGCUAGCUGCUGCGUCUUACAACGAUGUAGCUACUCAAGUUGCACUCGGCAACCAAUUCAAGCAGAUAGUUGCAGUGAAGAUGGUCGAGGGUGACUUUAACCAACUUGAUCUACUGCAAGGGCUGCUUAUUCAUGUUGCAUGGGCGCACUAUCAACCAAAACCCAAGCGAUAUAUCCAGCAUCUCCAUCUUAUAACGAGUAUAAUCAGCGAUCUACGCCUCGACAGACCCCGAAAGCCUAAGUUGUGGAGUGCCGAAGGCGGGAGAUAUCAGAAUAAGCCUGAUUGGCAGCCAGAUGAGAUGCGAGCUCUUGCAGGGGCAUACUACUUAUCCUCCUGCUCCUCUAUCAUUCUUCAGAAAUCACGCCAAGUCUUCAACACAACGUAUCUUCUGGCUUGUUGCGAGCAUCUCGCCUCACUAAACCAGUACCCCACUGAUAAGUUCUUGCCUUAUGUGAUACAGGUUCAGACUCUUAUCGAGAAUAUCGAAGACCUUGUCUGCAAAACUGCACCGACUGACAACGGUUUACAAUUUUUCACUGAAAGUCAAGAGAUUACCCAGAAAUGUUCGAAUAUUAAAUCGACACUACCUUUCCCGUUGAGCGAAAGUCCACCGUUGCUUCUUCAGAUACAUAUUCUCGAACUUAUGCUUAGCCAAUCCUCACCACGAGGAACAGCCUUUGGUCUCGACAAGUUUCAGAACCCAUUCCAGGACGAGACGACUCUCAAUGAAUGGUUAUCUACAAGUAUGUCGGCUACCAGAUCCCUCAUCGGGGUCAUUCUAGUCAUGCCUCAGGGCGAAGAAGUAGCCAUGUCCAACAUGGGCUGGAUCAUGAUGAACUGUGCUCUCAAUCUUGCCGUCCGUCUGGAUCUCAUAGCUGCUCGAGGUAGCGUUUCCGGCUUCACUCAACAUCUUCGACGAUUUCUGGAUAUGAAGCAUACCCUUCGUCAACUUGUCCUCCGAUUUGAAGCCGUGCCUGGGCCGGGGGCGCCAUCAGAACAUCCCUUCCACAGCAUAGUAAAGCGCAUACGACGUUUAGAGAACUGGUACCUGUCGCAGGUCGCACAGCAGACAGCUGAGUCGAAUUCGUCCAUAAGCCCUUCUUCUGGCUCACAGCCAUCAAUAUCUCUCAGUGAUCAUACCAGUGGGAUGCCUGUCAGCCUACCGUUGUCGUAUCAAAACUGGAACAUGGGUGGUGGGUCUGAAUGGUAUCAGAAUCCGGACUUGGACAUUAGCACUUUUCUUUUCGCGGACCCAAUCGACUUUCCCAUCAACUUUGCGUGGGCGAGCUAG
This is a messenger RNA of Fusarium poae, 1743 nucleotides long. RefSeq lists its product as uncharacterized. The transcript is spliced from 5 exons. Gene Ontology annotation, biological process: regulation of DNA-templated transcription. Bases 1 to 1743 code for a protein of 580 amino acids. Gene Ontology annotation, molecular function: DNA-binding transcription factor activity, RNA polymerase II-specific; transcription cis-regulatory region binding; zinc ion binding. The record is from RefSeq and is a predicted model, not a curated record. Gene Ontology annotation, cellular component: nucleus. Lineage: Eukaryota; Fungi; Ascomycota; Sordariomycetes; Hypocreales; Nectriaceae.